This is a messenger RNA of Camelina sativa (false flax), 1245 nucleotides long. RefSeq names its product blue copper protein-like. The record is from RefSeq and is a predicted model, not a curated record. Lineage: Eukaryota; Viridiplantae; Streptophyta; Magnoliopsida; Brassicales; Brassicaceae. Gene Ontology annotation, molecular function: electron transfer activity. Gene Ontology annotation, cellular component: plasma membrane.
UCUAGAAGAAGGAAAUAAACAAAACAAAAUCCUAAAAGGAUUAGGAAUGAUGGUACAGCAGUAUAUAAACAAUGCUAGGCUACGUUCUCUCUUCACAACUCAUCAUUCAUAUCAAUCAACACAACACAACUCAACUUUCUCUCUGCUUCAGAUCUCGCAACCUUUGUUCCUCCCUUGUCAAUUUUGUUCAUCUAAUCAUGGCCAUGACAAUGAAGAAGAUCUUACUCUUCGUGCCGCUGUUGAUAACAACCUUCACGGUUCUCUUUGGUUCUUGCUCGGCUACUGUCUACACCGUUGGAGACUCGGCUGGAUGGAUUGCCAAAGAAGGCUUCUAUCACGAAUGGACCAAGGAAAAGGUGUUUUACGUAGGAGACUCUUUGGUCUUCAACUACGAUCCCCACGUCAACGACGUUACUCAAGUUUGGGGAGCUUUAGAAUUAGAAUUCUGCGAUACUUUUUCUCCUAAAGCCGUCUACAGGACAGGACAUGAUGUGGUUACCUUCACGGAACCCGGAGAUCACUACUUCAUCAGCUCAAAUCAAGCUCAAUGCACACUUGGACAGAGCCUCGACGUUCUUGUUGUUCAUGACCUGUCACGUCCUAUUCCUCCACCACCACCGAGCAAGAUCCUUCCUUCCGGGGAAAUCUACAGGGUCGGUGACUCUAAAGCAUGGAGGGUUCCUGAAGAGAGUGACUACUAUAACAAGUGGAGUGAGGAUAAAUUGUUUCAUGUAGGAGAUAGUCUACUUUUCGAAUACGACAACGAAGUAAACGACGUCUUAGAGAUUAGCGGUGACCUUGAAUUCAUAACCUGCGACCCGUCUUCUCGCGUAGCCGUGCACAAGACGGGCCAUGAUCUCGUUACGCUCACCAAACCAGGAGUUCACUAUUUCAUUAGCUCAGAGACGGGUCACUGCGCGGCUGGGCUUAAGCUUCGAGUUGUGGUCGGACCAUUACCCAAAGCCGUUACUUUCACCGAUUUUCCCAAGAAGAUGGAUUUGUCAGCUAUGGACCGACUCACAAAGUGGUUAAGCACUUUCAUACCCCAACCCCAUCACUAAAGUUUUCGUUGUUAUUUCUUUGGUUUGAAAUUAGCUAAUCAGAGUUUAUCUAAUUACUGGUUCAGUGGUUGUAAUUUUGCAAACUCUCUGUUUUUCUUUUCCUUGUUUCGUUAAGACCCAAGUUUGUUUAGUUCUGGUUUUCAGUACUGAUGUAACGUUUCAGAUUUGAUUCAUUAUAAUAUAA